This is a messenger RNA of Zea mays, 2225 nucleotides long. RefSeq lists its product as uncharacterized. Gene Ontology annotation, molecular function: ATP binding. The record is from RefSeq and is marked validated. Lineage: Eukaryota; Viridiplantae; Streptophyta; Magnoliopsida; Poales; Poaceae. Gene Ontology annotation, biological process: DNA-templated transcription; regulation of DNA-templated transcription; developmental process. Bases 182 to 1939 code for a protein of 585 amino acids. Gene Ontology annotation, cellular component: nucleus. The transcript is spliced from 4 exons.
CGAGCACCGCGCGCGCACAGACACACACUCACCAGCAGGCAGCAGCUAGCUAGCUCUCUAGCAACGAGCACAAAACGAGCAAUGCCGCUAGUUCCGUCCCACUCCCUCGCUUCCCAUCCCGCACCCCAUGGAAGGGAGCAGCACUAGCUAGCGUGGGACAGGGCGGGGUGGUGUCGUGGUGAUGGAAGCGGGCGGCGGCGCCUCGGAACUCGGCCUGCUCGGCGCCGGAUCUGGCAGGCUGCUCAAGCACGGGCGGGGCGACGCGGCGGGGGGAGAGGACCACGGGUGGGUCGUCGUCGUCGGCGGCGGCGGCAGGGCCAAGCAGGCCAGGACCGCGUCCGUCGGCACCGGGGACGCGGCGGCCACGGCGGCCGUGCCGUUCCUGCUGGGCUCCUGCGGCGGCCCCGGCCACGGCGGGGAACGGAUGCUCAGCUUCUCGUCCGCCGCCGCCGCCGCCCCGGAUGAUGGCGGUGCCAUGCCGCCGCUGUACUACGGGACCCCGGCCUCUUGCUCAGGAUUGAUGAGCUCGGCGAGGGUGAGAGGCCCCUUCACGCCGCCGCAGUGGAUCGAGCUGGAGCACCAGGCCCUGAUCUACAAGUACCUGUCCGCGAACAGCCCCGUACCUCACAGCCUCCUCGUCCCCAUCAGGAGGAGCGGGAGCCUCGCAUCGUCUCCCUACCCGCCUCCCUACUUCGGCACGAGCACAUUCGGGUGGGGCUCCUUCCAGCUGGGCUACUCCGGCAAUGCGGAUCUGGAGCCUGGGCGGUGCCGCCGGACGGACGGCAAGAAGUGGCGGUGCUCCAGGGACGCGGUCGCCGACCAGAAGUACUGCGAGCGACACAUGAACCGGGGACGCCAUCGUUCAAGAAAGCAUGUGGAAGACCAGCCUGGCCAUGCCGCGAAAGCCAUGUCCGCGGUGGCCGUGGCGGCUGCUGCUGCUGCUGCUACCCAGCAUGCUGCUGCUCUGGCCGGCGCCGGAGCUACUGCUGCUGCUGGCCUCGCUGUCAAUCGGCACCGGCAGCCGGGGAAGAGCUAUGCCACGGGUGCGACUGAUCCAUGCUCUCUGCAAUAUAGCAGGGAACUGGCGAACAAACUGUCGAACGAGAGCGAAAACAUGCAGGACUCUGACAAUGUCUCGAUGCUGACUUCCAUGAACACAGGAAACACUGCAGGCAGCGUGUUUCCGUUCUCGAAACAGAACACUGCUCUUUUCGAAGUGAGCAGCUCAAGGCCAGAGUUUGGCCUUGUUCCAUCGGAUUCACUGACGAGUUCACCUCAUAGUUCCUUGAAGAGUGUCAAAAAUCUGCUCAGCUCACGGAGUCUGAGUGAGCACCAGAGCUCCGCCUCCCUGCAACACUUUGUGGACUGGCCCAGGACGCCACCUGCCCAGGGAGGUCUUUCAUGGCCCGAGGCAGAGGACAUGCCCAGAGCUCAGAGGUCCCAGCUCUCAGUAUCCGCUCCAAUGGCAUCCUCCGAGCUAUCAUCGGCCUCCACAUCUCCCAUCCACGACCACGAGAAGCUGAUUCUGUCACCUCUCAAGCUGGGCCGCGAGUAUACCCCAUCUGGCGUCGUCAGCGCUGCAGCGAACAGAUACGAGGUUAGCCAGCUAGAAGCGACCUGGGCGACGAUGUUCCGCGACUCUUCGACGGGCGGCCCGUUGGGGGAGGUUCUGGCCAAGAACAACAGCAACGCGGAAGCAAGAGGUUGCCCGUCGGCGGCGCCACCUCUAACCGACUACUACUGCUGGGAUUCAGGCCACGGCAUGCAGUCGUCCCCCGUGGGAGUUCUGCAGAGGACGACCGCCUUCGGAUCGGUCUCCAGCAGCACGGGCAGCAGCCCUAGGGUCGAGAACCACGGCGCCUGCUGCGAUGGUACCAGCAACCUGAUGGAUGAUCUCGGUUCAGUUGUAGUGAGACAUCCCAGCAUCCGCCUCUUGUGAGCCCGCUGGGUUCUGGCCAUGGAAAAAGCGUGAGGGGGAGCAUUUACCACGUAGUUUGUCAUUUGAGACUGAUCUCCUGUUUCUGUCACCUGAGUUCUUCUUUUGUUGCCCUUAUACCUGGCUUUGUAACUCUCACCUUCGUUGGAUCGUGAUAGGCGCCGUGAUGUGUGGUGUGGCUGGGUUUUUGGUGCGCCGUUGAUGCGUAGUACCAUCAUAUAAACUAGUGGACUGGCGCGCUCCAUCGCGCGCGUUUGAAUUUAGCAAUACAAAGUUUUGAAAUAACGAU